Messenger RNA from Diaporthe amygdali, 1350 nucleotides. Its product is annotated as major facilitator superfamily transporter. The record is from RefSeq and is a predicted model, not a curated record. Gene Ontology annotation, molecular function: transmembrane transporter activity. NCBI's taxonomy places the organism in Eukaryota, Fungi, Ascomycota, Sordariomycetes, Diaporthales, Diaporthaceae. The coding region runs from base 1 to 1350 and encodes 449 amino acids. Gene Ontology annotation, biological process: transmembrane transport. The transcript has 3 exons.
AUGAUAACCAGAAUUGUGGGCGGCGUUUCGAGGUUGCCUUUGGCCAAAUACAUCGACAAAUUCGGUCGAGUCCAUGGCUUCCUGCUGGCGAUAGGUCUCAUGAUAGCGGGCCUCAUCAUCCAGGCGCUAGCUCAAAAUCUUCCUACAACAGCCGUCGCUCAGAUUAUUUAUGGAAUCGGCUGGAACUCGAUUGAUUACGUUUUUACAGUCCUCUUGGCUGACAUGACUUCCCUCAAAAACAGAACUCUGGUCUACGGCAUAUACGUGACCCCGACCAUAGCCACUAGUUUUGCGGCACCAAAUAUUGCAGAGCUUCUUCAUGUUAAAAUCAACUGGCGCUGGGCUUUUGGCGCUUCGGCACUCACCCUGGUGGCUACUUGCCUUCCGCUUACUAUUGUCCUCAUUCGUGCCAGCCGUGUCGUUCAGUCGGCGGGCCGGGCUAGUGGCGUCGUCCAAAGCAGUGCCAAACGAAAUUUGCUUCGAACCCUUCGAAGCCUUGUGGUAGAAGUUGAUGUCCCGGGUAUCACUCUGAGCACUGCCGGACUUUGCUUGUUAUUUCUCUCCUUUACCCUCGCUCCCACAUUCGAGAAUGGUUGGAAAAGCGCAAGAAUCAUCACAAUGCUCGUGUUAGGCCUUUCAACCAUCAUCGGAUUUGUUGUCUGGGAGAAAUGGUUUGCUACCGUGACUUUUAUGCCUUGGACUUUGAUGAGGAACAGAAACAUACUUGGGGGCUGCCUGGUAGGCUUUGCAUCUGUUGGGUCUGUCGGCAUCUGGGAUGCUUAUUACGGUUCAUACCUUCAAGUGGUUCACAAUCAGAGCAUAACCACUGCUGGGUAUAUCACCAACACUUAUCCUCUUGCCUUUGCAAUCUCUGCACCUCUUUUCGGCAUCCUGCUCUUCAUGUGUCAAGCUUUCAUCGGGAUCUCGGAGAGAAUUCUUACAGCAUCCAGUCAGAUGUCAGCCGUAAGCAGCAUCGAGCACGAUGACGUUGCUGUUGCCAUCGGUAUUUGGGGUGCCUUCCUCUAUAUCGGCGGCGCUCUAGGUCUCGGUAUAUCUGGAGCUAUCUGGUCGAAUGUCUUUCCAGGCGCCUUGGAAGCCGCACUGCCGCAAGACAGUGAACACCUUGCUAAGGACAUAUUCGGGUCCCUGGAUGCUCAAAAACACUAUCCAAUGGGCAGUUCGAUCCGGAACGCUGUAAUCUCAGCAUAUUGGGCUGCUCAGCAGAAUAUGGUCAUCACAAGCAUAUGCGUCAUACCUGUGGCUAUCGCAGGUGCGCUAGCAUGGAAGAAUGUCAAUGUCAAGAAGCAUGAUGAGAGUGAAACCGUGAGGACGAGGGGUGUGGUGUGGUAA